Sphaerulina musiva SO2202 is the source of this 870-nucleotide messenger RNA. RefSeq names its product glycoside hydrolase family 43 protein. The record is from RefSeq and is a predicted model, not a curated record. The transcript is spliced from 3 exons. NCBI's taxonomy places the organism in Eukaryota, Fungi, Ascomycota, Dothideomycetes, Mycosphaerellales, Mycosphaerellaceae. Bases 1 to 870 code for a protein of 289 amino acids.
AUGGGUGGCGUCAACUUUCCCGAUCCCGCUGUAAUCAGAACAUCUUCCGGCUGGCACCUCUUCAGCACCAACGCUCUCGUCGACGGCAAAUGGAUCCACGUCCAACGAGCCUCAACCACCGAUUGGAAAACCUUUAAAUUCCACCGCGGAGUCGACGCCCUCCCCAAACUCCCCUCAUGGGUCGCAGCCUCCCCUCGCGUCUGGGCCCCCGACGUCUCCGUCCUUCCCGACGGCACAUUCAUCAUGUACUACACGGCAGCCAUCAAAUCCUCUCCUUCCAUCCACUGUCUCUCCUUCGCAACAGCCGCCAAAAUCACCGACCCUUUCAUCGACUCCAGUUCCGCCCCCUGGAUCUGUCCCUCCAAAUCCGGCGGCGCAAUAGACAUUUCCAGUUUCACCGACGAAAAACACCCUCCUCCUCCUUCUGCAAACAACAAACAACCACCAUUUCGAAGAUACAUCGUCUACAAAAUCGACGGCAACGCAAUCGGCCACGGAGGCGCUUGCGGAAAUACCGUAAAACCAAUAAUCCCCACUCCCCUCCUCCUCCAAGAAGUUUCUCCCCACGACGGCCACACUCUGAUCAACGGCCCUCCCAUCCCCCUUCUCACCAACAGUCUCAUCUCCGACGGCCCCUAUAUCGAAGCACCCAGUCUUACCUUUUUUCAAGGAAAAUUUACAUUAUUUUUCAGCAGUAAUUGUUAUACGAGUGAGAAAUAUGAUGUGCAAUAUGCCACUGCGGAGAAUAUUCGAGGCCCGUAUACGAGGCAGGGACAGGUUUUGAGGAGUCAUGGGCCGUUUGGGUUGUUGGCGCCUGGAGGGUUGGAUGUCGCGAUUAAUGGGGAGAGGGUCGUGAUAUCUCAUUAUUGA